Molecule: messenger RNA, 2610 nt
Organism: Rangifer tarandus platyrhynchus (Svalbard reindeer)
Lineage: Eukaryota; Metazoa; Chordata; Mammalia; Artiodactyla; Cervidae
Source: the annotation of a GenBank genome assembly
AUGGACCCUGGAGACCCCGAGGAAAGGUCUGCUGCCGCUGACCCCGCCGCUGACCCCGCCGCUGACACCACUGGUGGCCGGGACCUGCGCCUGUUCCUGCAGACCCUGCAGACGCUGUGGUCCACUCGGGAGCUGCGACAGCUCCGGGAGGAAGCCUGGAAGGGGUUCGCCACCCUGGAUGACCCGCUCGCCACUCUCCUGGACAUGCUGGACGCCAGCCGGGGCUGCAGGGGGCGGGGCCCCUCACUGGAGGCCUGGGUAGCCCGCGAGCUAGAGCGCUGGCUGCAGACACAGCUGCGCCCGGGGCCCGCCCAGGGCGACCCAGCACUGAAGCCGCUGCAGGUCCGUGCAGUCCGGCUCCUCACUGAGGGCCCCCUCAGCCUAGUGGAGCCGCUGGUCAGCAUCUUCCAGCUGCAGGAUGCAGACCGGAGCGCUGUGCUGGCUCACAUUCACCGGCUGCACCAGGAGGGCAAGUUCAAAGAGGCCAUCGUGCUGGGCACGAAGCUGCAGCUGCAGGCAGAUCUCGACGUGGAGAAGGUGUGUGUGCCCCUGCUCCUGCAGAAUAAGGUGGACCUCGUAGAGCGCUACGUGGACAGCCUGCCCCACCUCCAGCGGAGGCUGCUGACCCUCAUGGACUCCUGGUGCCAGCCCGGCUUUGACAUCAGGGCCGUCGCCAGGCAGUACCCGCAGGCGCCCCUGCGGCUGGAGAGGCUGAGCCCCAGAGCCCUGGGUCGGCAGGUGCUGCGGCUGCUGGAGCAGUUCAGCCUGGACCCCGCCCUGUGUCCCAGCGCGCUCACUCAGCAGCGCCUGGCUGCCCUGCGGUGCCUGUGCUACAAGCGGCUGGUGGAGAGAAGCAUGUCCCAGGAGAGCUGGGCUGAGCUGGUGCAGGGCCUGGUGGGGCAGGAUGAGUGGCUGCAGGAGCAGCUGCUACAGUUGCUGGCCUCUCAGGAUGACGUGGCCACGGUCGCCCAGUGUGCCCUGGACCUCUUGUUGCCUGAGGAGCGACUCCCAGCCACAGUAGUGGAAGAAAUGAGCCAACUCAGGCUCCAGGAGAGGACGGCCAAGGCACCGUCAGAGCACAGGCGAGACGACUGCUACCAGCUGCCCAUCACCAGGGAGGACAUCUACUUCCUGGCCUCCUGGGAGGACCUGGCCAGGCAUGAGGACGUGCUCCUGCAGCCGGGUCAGGUGGUCGGUGUGGACCUGGAGUGGAGACCGUCUUUCGGUGUGGGCGGCCGGCCCCGGGUGUCACUCAUGCAGGUGGCCGUGGCGGGCCGUGUGUUCCUGCUGGACCUGCCCCGGCUCUUGAGUCCCACAGGAGGGCAGGCGCCCCGGGCCUUCUCCCAUCUGGUGUCCCGGCUGCUCUCAGACCCCUCCAUCACCAAGCUGGGUUAUGGGAUGGCGGGGGACCUGCGGAGCCUGGGUGCAUCCUACCCAGCCCUGGCGCAGGCCGUGCAGAAGCUGCAGGGUGGCCUGGACCUGCUGCCGGCACACAGACAGAUGCGGGUGGCGGACAGGCCAGCCCCAGCUGUGGACAGGGCCGCAGGGCCGCGAGGCCUUAGCCUCCUGGUGCAGCAGGUGCUGGGCAAGCCCCUGGACAAGAUGCAGCAGCUCUCCAACUGGGACCGGCGGCCGCUGGGCGAGGAGCAGCUGGUCUAUGCAGCUGCGGAUGCCUACUGCCUGCUGGAGGUGUACUGGGAGCUGUGCAGAGAGCCUGCCCGCUUCCACCUGCCGGGGGCCCUGCCCUGGAGCCUGGGGCUGGGACGCAGCGAGAGAUGCGGGACUCAGGAGCCGCCCCCGCAGAAGGCCUCGGCCUCCCCCCGGCAAGCUGUGUUGCAGGUGCGCUCACCUGAGGACGCAGCCCCCGAGGUCCCAGCCCGGGCCUUCCGCGUGGUGUGUGACAAUAUGCUGGGGGGGCUGGCGCGGACACUCCGCUGUCUGGGCGUCGACGUGCGGGUGCUGCACUCAGGCGAGGACCACCGGCAGGCCGCCGAGGUUGCCAGGCAGGAGGGGAGGGUCAUCCUGACCUCAGGGCUGCCAUACCACAAGCUCCGGGCCCAGGUUGGGGCUGGGCGCUGCCUGGCAGUGGACUGCUCCCUCAAGGCCCAGCAGCAGGCAAAGGCCGUCAUCAGGCAUUUCAACGUGCGUGUCACCCCCGCGGACAUCUUCAGCCGCUGCCAGGCCUGCAACUGUGACCAGUACCUGAGGGUCUCCAAGGACGUGAUGAAGCAGCUGGUGCAGCUCAGCGUCCACCCAGGAGGCCCCGGUGGUGCUGGUGAGUGGGGCUCCUUGGGGUCUGUGGGGUGGCCGCUUCCAUGUCCAGGCUCAGCCCUGGAGGAGGCCCCCGAGGGCUGCGCCUACGACCCCCCUUGCCGUUGGCUGGAGGACACGGACCUGCAGACCCGCGUGCCAGCCACGCUGGCCAACGGCACCCAGCUGCAGCUGGCGGGCGUCCCAGCGGGCGUGCUGCGGCGGCCCGGGCUGCAGCAUUUCUACUGCUGCACCGGCUGCGGCAAAGUCUUCUGGGAAGGCUCCCACCUGGCCCGAGUCACCAGCAACUUCCAAGAGGUCCUGGAGGGCGCCCCCUGCCCAGCCAGCGGCCCCUCCUGA